Mizuhopecten yessoensis (Yesso scallop) is the source of this 1140-nucleotide messenger RNA. RefSeq lists its product as uncharacterized. NCBI's taxonomy places the organism in Eukaryota, Metazoa, Mollusca, Bivalvia, Pectinida, Pectinidae. The record is from RefSeq and is a predicted model, not a curated record. The transcript is spliced from 8 exons. The coding region runs from base 204 to 1022 and encodes 272 amino acids.
UUCCUAGCCCGGUCAGCUGAAACAUAAACAAUCUACGAGUCAUAGAGGCCGUGAUGGAUGAUCAUCACGUAAACAACAUAGGUCGUGCAUAAUAUUGUCACUAAUGCACGACCGUCCCACCGGACAUUAGUUACACGAUUAUACGUCAGAGAGGAUAUAACAUCGAGAAGGAAGCAUCUAGAUCUGUUCUUUCAAAAGAAGCAAUGAACGAAUUUUCGGUGUUGAUGCUGGCAGUUCUAGCGUCUUCUGCUGCUGCAUCAUGUCUGCUGGACAAACGUAUUCGUGGUCAGUGGUGGGUUGUCGAUGACAAUGGAGAUAGGAUCAAGGAUGAGGCUAUCACAGUUUCGAGUCAUAACGUAGACAUAGUAAGGGGAGGUCACGUGACAAAGUACUCGUGUUCUCAUACCAGUGGCUACCUCGUCCAAUUACAACCGAUUGGCAGUGAAGGCUACAUCUGCCUAGAAUUCGUACCUUCAGACAGCGGUACACACACUGAGUAUUCUGUUAUACGACGAGUCCAUCACACGACUGGGAGGAUGCCCGUCAUACAGCCGACAGGACUGAGUCAGUGCUCGAGGGCCGGUGAUCUGGGCACCGUGAAAGUCAGACGGGCAGAUCCCGGAUGUACCUUUCCGUCUGCGAUACAAGGAAAAUGGACUUUCUCUGGAACCUUUAUCAAAGAAAUCUCCAUUGAAAACAGCACGUUAGCCAUACAGGCCUUUGAUUUCAAUGCAAUGGAGUUAGCAUGCGAACGUUUCCAAAUGAAGGGCAACCACACAUAUAUGUUCGCUUUAAGGAAGGAGCAUGUAACGAAAAACAAAGAUGGCUGUCUGUGCUUCCGGUUCCAUUUUGUACCUAUGCCGGAGGAUGACAGAGAUAUCCGUGUACUAGCCGGACAGCGAUUUAGUGCUGGAACGCCAAUAAAGCUGAUUGAUCAUGGCGCACCUAUCUACCUUCACCAGACAUGUGACUACGUGGACUCUUUCGGAACAGACACGUGGCACGUGGCACUGCCCCAAUGAUAACAGAUACCAACACAUCGUCCCCACCAGAAAUCAUGUCAUAAUCCACCAUCAUUGUUCAAAUCCAUUGCAAUAUAUAUCAACAAAACAAUUUGAAAUAAAAUAAUUCACCAACUUA